AUGUCAAAUAAUGAAGGAAUCAACGAGUAAGAAUAAUAACAUCCCCUUGACUACUACAAGGAAUCGAUUCGAUUAUACUAUUAUAAUAUAGUUCUCCAUUAACAUGUUGAAUAAGUCACUCAAGAGCGAAAUGAGAUUAAACAAAAAUUAUAGAAAUUUUAAGCUUUGGAGGAUCAAGAAAGUGACCUAUCCAUGGAUGACAAAAGAAAAAGAAACAGAAGAUCAGCUGUUGAGAUUCCAAGAAGUCAUGUUUGUUAGAUAAAAAAUUGUAAUAAAUCUUAUGGCUCAGAAGGAUCGUUAAUGCAACAUAUGAAAAUUAAACAUGGUAUUACCCUUGAAAAACAUAUGAAUUUCAUUUUAUGA
Molecule: messenger RNA, 363 nt
Organism: Paramecium tetraurelia
Lineage: Eukaryota; Ciliophora; Oligohymenophorea; Peniculida; Parameciidae
Exons: 2
Source: RefSeq, a predicted model, not a curated record